AUGGCUCCUCGGCGAAGGCGCAGGAAACACUCAGCACCGGUGGUUUCCCCUCCAGUGGCCCUGGCCCCUCCAGUCUCAGGUCCCAGCAUUGAUGCACUUGGCUUUCUCUCUUUGGAGAGUAAUGUCCCUGGCCUAUCCCAGGUUAUCCUUCAGAAGCUGAAGCUGAAGAGCUAUGAGGAAUACAAGGCAGUGUUGAAUGGGGGAACACCUGGGUCAGGCUUUGGGAUCCGUAGUCUCAGUGAUAUGUUCCAGCGCCUGGAAGACACCUUCCAAUUCUGUGCCCAGUGCAGAGUGCUUCCUGACCAACUCCCUGACUCUAAGAGCCUGAGACGCUGUAAGAGGUGCAGAAAUGUCUAUUACUGUAGUCCUGAAUGCCAGAGAGUGGACUGGCCAGUACACAAGAAGGUCUGUUGGGAACUUCAGCUCGUGGCUAUAGACCGGCUAUUGGAGUGGCUAGUGGUCACAGGUGACUUUUCCCUGCCUUCAGGGCCUUGGCCAUGGCCACCAGGGGCUGUUCGGGACUGGGAUACCUGGUUUUCAAUGUGGGGAACACAGCUGGAUACCAUGUUGGAAUCUGUACUGGGUAGCCAUGCAAUGUCUACCUUGUGGGACAAUGUGGGGCGGCCACGGCCAGACCCAGAUAGUCUACGGGGUUCCCUGCGCCGACUUCUGACAGAUACCUUUUCUCAGCCCCUGACAUUGGGAUUAGGGCUACGGACAUUGGUGGGGAAUACAGGGAAGCCAGGGGGGAUCACAGUGCAUGUAGUGGGUGCCUCCCAUGUAGAGACUUUCUUUACUAGCCACGGAGCCUAUGAGGAGCUUAAACAUAUGUUUCCUGAAUACGGUGGCCUCCACGUAGUCAUGGUUGGUGUGGACUUGCCUGUGGAGUCCCUCCCACAGCUCACCUCAGUCUUACCCUCAACUCGUGCUAUGAUUCAGCUCAGCAGCUACAGGGGCCUCUAUCAUGACUUCUGGGAAGAACAGAUAGAGACGGGCCAGGCAGUCUGGCCAGACCUUGUAGCAGGGUUUCAUCCAGGUUUCCAUGCCAGCCAAGACUUGAUGGCUGGCUGGUUGCCCACCCUACUGCUACUUCGUGAUAAUGAGAUCCCCACAAUCUUCACGGUGUAUAGUCAACAGGAGCUGACAGCCUCUCUGCAGAUCCUCGUGGAACUGGAGACUCGAAUCAUUGCUUAUGGAGAGAACCCUUUCGCUUCCCUUAAGCCUGAGCAAGCCUAUACCAACCCCAACAAGCAGCCUGUGUACUGCAGUGCCUACUACAUUAUGUUUCGGGGGACUUCCCACAGACUGGAUGGAGAGGAAGCAGUGGGGGAAAUGGAUAAUAGAAUUUAA
This is a messenger RNA of Trichosurus vulpecula (common brushtail), 1350 nucleotides long. RefSeq names its product MSS51 mitochondrial translational activator (gene MSS51). Lineage: Eukaryota; Metazoa; Chordata; Mammalia; Diprotodontia; Phalangeridae. Bases 1 to 1350 code for a protein of 449 amino acids. The record is from RefSeq and is a predicted model, not a curated record. The transcript is spliced from 6 exons.